Molecule: messenger RNA, 1224 nt
Organism: Fusarium coffeatum
Lineage: Eukaryota; Fungi; Ascomycota; Sordariomycetes; Hypocreales; Nectriaceae
Exons: 3
Coding region: 1-1224 (407 amino acids)
Biological process (GO): protein N-linked glycosylation
Cellular component (GO): Golgi membrane
Molecular function (GO): glycosyltransferase activity
Source: RefSeq, a predicted model, not a curated record
AUGUUUGGUCAAGUGCGAACGAACCGGUCGACGGUCCUCAUGGCCGGCACCGUCAUCUUUUUGGUCGCUUUUGUUAGCCUGGCCUACAACCAUCUCGACACCUGGGAGCCUCCCACUGAUGUCGCUACCGAUACCGAGACUUCCAUCAUCGGCGACACCCAUGAUCAGCCUCACCACGACGAUAAGGAGAAGACAGAGCCUGCGCAACCCGCUGCUCCUGCUACUCCUCACGACGCCAUGUCCAAGCCCGACCACCCUUCCAACGCUUCCACCGAGCUUGGCGAUUACUACUUCAACUACAUCAUGAAGGCCAAGGUUUCUCCCACCGACAAGAAGUACGCUCCUUUCGGCGCUUUCCCCAUGGAGCUCCCCGGAGCCCCCAAGUGGACCGAACUGGUUGGCGAGGACCUUUGCAUUAUCGAUCUUGACAACCGACCUUUCAACGAGCCCGGCCAGAUCUUCUCUGACAAGUUGAUGAGCUGGGACCGCGCUGACGAGACCCACGGUCUUUCUCUUGGUGUCCUGAACCACUGGCUCUACGCCAAGAACCACGGUUACAAGUACUACUACGUUGACAUCACCGACCCCUUUGAGGACCGCCGCAACUCGUGGAAGAAGCCCCCGAUUCUGUCCAAGAUCCUCAAGAAGCACAAGGCUUGCAUCUUCCUUGACUCCGAUGCCGUCUUCCACCACCUCGACCUGCCUUUUGAGUGGCUCAUGAACUACUGGCAGCUCCACCCCGACACCAACUCUCUGGCUCUCGCUUACGAUCCUCACCACAAGAACAACAUGGACAAGUUCGAGAAGGUUUACCUCAACACUGGUUUCAUCGUUCUCCAGAACAACGAGAAGACUUUUGAGAUUCUCAAGGAGUGGGAGGACUGCCCCAACGAGGGUGGCAAGCACCCCGACUGUGUCGAGUUCCGAAAGAACCGCCCCGGAAAGCCUACCGACCAGGGUGGUUUCGGUACCUACAUCCGAUACGAUUACCCCAAGGACAUCAAGGAUCUUCCUUGCACCGAGGCCAACGGUUUCCCCGAGUCCAAGUCUGGCUGCGACGGAAAGUUCAUCAAGCAUCUCUGGACCGGAAAGAAGGACCACAUCAAGGUCGUCAUCGGCCAGCAGGUCCCCGGUGACUUGCUGGAGAUGUUCCACAAGCAAUUCAUCGACGAGAAGCCCAAGUUCUUCAUCUCCGAGCGAGACGUGAUGGCCUGGUCGGACUAA